Amyelois transitella is the source of this 1113-nucleotide messenger RNA. RefSeq lists its product as uncharacterized. The transcript is spliced from 2 exons. Lineage: Eukaryota; Metazoa; Arthropoda; Insecta; Lepidoptera; Pyralidae. The record is from RefSeq and is a predicted model, not a curated record. Bases 1 to 423 code for a protein of 140 amino acids.
AUGGAAGAAUUACGGCGAAAAAGAAAGUACAUUCCCGAGACAGAAACUGAAACUCAGUGCGAAUCUGAUGACGAAAUUUUCGAGCCAAAUUCGCAAAAGUAUUUACUACACAGGGACAACUUCGAAUUUACACAAAAUAUAAAAACAAAGGAUAUUUUUAUGUGCCCAGAAAAAAAUAUGGUACAUAGUGCAACAUGUACAGAAAAAGUAAUGGUGGAUAGAGCAAUUUGCACAGAAAAUACAAUGGCGGGCAGUGCAAAGGAUAUAGAAAAAAAUAAGGAAGAUGAGGAUCAGGUCCCAACUAUCUUGGACAUCCAUGGAUGUAAAUAUUUUGGCCAGUUGGUUUCAAAUGAAUUGCUGCGCUUCAAGCCAUAUGACAGAAAUAUAAAAAUGCAGCAAAUUUUGGAUAUGAUAAGAAAAUAAUUUUAGUAAGUAGGUACAAUAUAAAAAAAAUUAGAAAAGAGUUUUUAAUGAAACUAGGUUUUAAAUGAAAACCAUAUAUUUAAAAAAGUUACAUAUGCCGGUUCGAUCAAUUUGAGCGGGAAAUUUAAGUACACAAUAAUAUUUCCAAGUAUUUUUGCAUUUGGCGAACUGAAAUACAUAGAUCAAUGUAGUUUUCGUUCAGUAACAGACAUUUUUGCAGUAACCUAAAUGAAACCGUAUACAAUUGAGUUAUGGUCAAUAUUUUUAACACUAUCCCGCCAUCCCGCUCAAUGCAAAUCGGAUCAUCUUAAUCUUUUCUACUGACAUUGUUCUUAAAUUAUAAGACUGAUUGUAUAUCAUUUAAAGGAGACUGGAGACUGAUAUUUUAAGUAAAGUGCCAGAUUGAUUUUUAUGAUUAAGAAGUUUUUUUUUAAUCAGUACCUAUUCAGUUUUUAAUCAAUAUCCUUUACAAAAAAAAAAUGGUGUUUCACAAAUUUUGCUCUAUUAUUAUUGACCAUUUCUUAUAAAAGUAAACUGAACAUGUGAUUACAAAAAUAGUUCAGAAGUCCGUAGACAACCAGUAUGUACUGUCAGUAGUAUUUUUAAAAUAAGUACCUGACUGAUCGUAUUUUUUUUUAAUUAAACAUUUAAAUUUGAAAAUCAGCAAAAUCAAAUUAUAGUGAGUAGCCU